AGUAGCUGAGGACGUCUCGAGUCGGCCGACAUCUUGGCAGUCGUUUGCUGAAAUUUAAAUCACAAGGACUUCUCCGCGAUAAUAUAAAUCAUGAACGGGGGAAAAUUGAUUUUUCUGAGUUUGUCGCUCGUCGUUUUGCUGCAGAUGAAUCGAUUUGUAUCUUCGAGUGAUUCGAGUAAUGCUCUAUCCACGUUCAGGACUCUUGUUUUUCCACAGUCGGUGACAUCUAAUACAAACAGAAUCACAGAUCUGUUCAACAUUCGCCCGGUGUCUGAGGCGAAAACGUAUAACAUCUUACCGUCUUUUCUUUUGUCGUCCAAUACUCCUUCCAGUAAUCCAACUGCUGGUAAUCCGACAAAUGAUAAUAAUUCAUCAAAUAGUGCAAAUACAAGUCCCGUUUGAAACGAGCGACGUGUAAA
Messenger RNA from Frieseomelitta varia, 419 nucleotides. RefSeq lists its product as uncharacterized. Lineage: Eukaryota; Metazoa; Arthropoda; Insecta; Hymenoptera; Apidae. The record is from RefSeq and is a predicted model, not a curated record. The coding region runs from base 91 to 402 and encodes 103 amino acids. The transcript is spliced from 2 exons.